AUGAAAUUACAUAAUAUUGUAUUUUUAUUUAAAGUGUUAAUUGUAACAUUUCUAAAUUUUCAAAAUGUUGAUUAUAAUUUGAGUUACUUAGUUAAUUAUAUAGAAAAAAAUGAAUGUGUAGGUAGAAAAUUGCAUGAGUUUUUUCAACCUCUUUUUUUAGAUAAUGCAUUAGAUAUAGAAAAAGUGACAUUCCCAACACUACAAGAUGAAAUUGAAAAACUAGAAGAUUUAAAAUUAAAAAAUUAUGAUAAUUUUAUGAAACUUCAUAGAAACAAUGAAGAAGAAAAUGUAGAUGAGAUAGAAGGAAAUUUAGAUGGAUUAAAAAAUUAUAACGAUGAAGAAAAUAAUUAUGCAUAUGAAGAUGAUAAUAAUGAUAUAGAAUAUAGUAGAAAUAAUUUUAAAAGCAUUAAUAAUAUAACAAAAGAUAAUAUUGAUCAAAUAGAAAAUAAUGAAAAUGAAAUAGAAAACUAUGAAAAUGAAAUAGAAAACGAUGAAGAUAAAAUGGAAAAUAACGAAAAUGAAAUAGAUAACUAUGAGAAUGAAGUAGAAAAUAACGAAAAUGAAAUAGAUAACUAUGAGAAUGAAGUAGAAAAUAACGAAAAUGAAAUAGAUAACUAUGAGAAUGCAGUAGAAAAUAACGAAAAUGAAAUAGAAAACUAUGAAGAUGAAAUAGAAAAUAACAAAAAUGAAAUAGAAAAUGAUGAAGAUGAAAAAUAUAACGAUACAGAAGGAGAUACAAACAAUUCACUUUCUAAUAACGGAGAAGAAGAAAAUGAAUUGAAAAAUAAUUUAAAUGAAGUAAAUGAAUUAUAUAAUAGAAAAGAAAAAACAGAAUUAAUUAAUGAAGACGAAAAAUUAAGAGAAAAAAAAAAGGAAAUACCAGUUGUAACAUAUACAAAAAAAAACGAUAUAGAAAAAGGAGCAUUAAAUAAUAAUGGUGUAGACAUAUUAAAUUUAUUAAAAAAUAAAAUAAAAAAUGAUGAAAAAUAUAAUAAUAAUAAAUUGGUAAAUAAUAGUGAGAAACAAAAUAAUAAUAAAUUAAUAAAAGAUAGUAACAUAAAUAAAAAAAGAAAUGAAACAAAAGAAAAUACAUUUACAAAUGUGUUCAAUAAUAAAAUAAAGAAUGAUGAAUCUUAUAGUAUACAUAAAUUAGAUCCAGGUUUAAAUAAAUUAGUUUUUUCUCAUUUUAAUAAUCCUUUCUUUAGUAAUAAAGGAAAUAGUAACAAAGACACAAUAGACAACCCCUUUGUUCUAAAAAAAGUUACGUUUCAUCCUAAUUUAGAAUUAAAAACGAAAAAGAAUGCAAACGUAAGAGAAAUAUUAAAUUUAAAAGAAAAUGAAAAUAGUAAUCAUUUAGAUGGAAAUAUUGAUUUAUUUUUAGGAGAAAAAAAAAAUAAUAGACCAAAAUUAAAAAAUAAAGGUAAUACUAUAAAUCCAAUAAAACAAAUUAUCUUCGAUAAUUCAUUAAUAAAUGAAAAAAGAAAUUAUGAGGAAAAUAAAAAUCGUAAUGGACAAAUUUUCCAAAAUAAUACAAAAAAUAAAGAAGAAAAAUUAGGAAAACUGAAAUUAAUUAAUGAUCAAUAUGAAGCAAAAGAUAUUAAAAAUGCAUUUGUAUCUAACUUUUUAAAAUUCAUUAAAAAAAAACUAUUCCAUGAUAAUUUAAUAUUUAAGAAUAAAAACAAUUUCAAAAAAUUUGAUGAAAAAGAAAAUAUAUUAGAAGAUGAACCAGAUAAAUAUUACGUAUCUAUUAAGCAAGGUAAUAAUCCAAUCUUUGAUGAUUCUAAAAAAAAUAAAGAAAAUAAAUUUAUAAGAUUUUUAAGAUUUUUUCCAAACUAUUUUAAUCCUUAUUCGACAACUAAUGAAAUAAAGGUUUUUAAUAAUAAAGGAAAAAGUGAUAUAUUAAAAAAUGAUAUUUCAAGAAAUAAUAACAAAUUUAAAACUAAUAAUAUUUCAAAAAAUUCCAUAAUAAGUGAAAAACUUUUAGAAAAUUUAAAGAAAAUAUUUGUGAGUAAUGAGUUAAAUUCUCAAUUUAACGAAAAAGAUAAAAACAACAACAUUGAUAUAAAAGGACUAGAAGAAACGGAUUCUCUGAAUAAGAUUUUUAAAGGAGUUGUUAAAUUAUAUGUUGAUGUUACUAGACCUAAUAUAGAAAUGUUAUGGCAAAAUAAUUCACCUAAACAUUUGACUGGUUCUGGGUUUGUUAUUGAAGGAGGUUUAAUAUUAACAAACGCUCAUAACAUUUCUUACAGCACCAGAAUUUUAAUAAGAAAACACGGGAACCCAAAAAAAUAUGAAUCUGAAGUUAUAUAUGUAGCACAUGAGGCUGACAUAGCUAUUUUAGUUGUACAAGAUAAGCGUUUUUAUAAAGAUAUAAAACCACUUGAACUUGGUUCUCUUCCUUCUUUGAGAGAUGACGUAAUAACAGUUGGAUAUCCGUCAGGUGGAGACAAAUUGAGUAUAUCAAAAGGAAUUAUUAGUAGAUUAGAUGUACAAUAUUAUAAACAUUCAAAUUACAAGUUAUUAUUAACUCAAAUAGAUGCACCAAUGAAUCCAGGAAAUAGUGGAGGUCCAGCUUUAGUAAAAGGAAAGGUGGUUGGUAUUUGUUUUCAGUCAUACAAAAUGGGAAACAGUAUUUCUUAUAUUAUACCAACUACUAUAAUUAAACAUUUUCUUUUAGAUAUAUAUAAAACAAAUCAUUAUAACGGCUAUGCAUUUUUAGGAGUAAAAUUCGAACCAUUAGAAAACCCUCAUAUUCGUGAAACAUUAGGUUUAAAUAAUCUAGAAAAAAAAAAAGCUAUUAAGGAGAAUAUAGGAAUAUUAGUAACUGAAGUAGAUGAAAACCAAAUGAAAUAUAAAAAGUCUGAUAUUGAUUAUUGCAAUUAUAUCAAAAAAAAUGAAAAAGAUAAUAUAGAUAUAAAAAUGACUAUGAAAAAACAAAAAUUAAGUGAAAAAAUAAUAAAUUAUUCUAAUAAGGAAGAUAAAUGUUAUGGGUUAAAAAUAAAUGAUGUAAUUUUAAGUGUAGAUGGUAAAAAUAUAAAUAAUGAUGGAACUACAAAAUUAAGGAAUGAUGAAUCUGUUGGAUUUCAAUACCUUUUUAAUGAUAAAUUUAUUGAUGAUUUAUGUGUAGUAAAAGUAGUAAGAAAUAAAGAAAUAAAAAGUGUAGUUGUUAAAUUAUCAAAAAUUAAUUACUUAAUCUCUCAACAUAAUUGGGAUAUACGGAAUAAAUAUUUUAUUUAUGGUGGUUUAGUUUUCACAACAUUAUCUAAAAAUUUAUAUACAGAAAAUGAAACUGAUAAUCCUGAAAUUAAUAGAUUAAUACAGUAUAAUUUUUUUAAAAAAAAUGAAGGUGAUGAAAUAGUAAUAUUAAAGAAUAUAUUACCAUCUAAAUUAACUAUUGGAUAUUAUUAUAGUGAUUGCAUUGUUCUAAAAGUUAAAAAUAUUGAAGUAAGAAAUUUAAAACAUUUAGUUGAUAUAGUUGAAGAUAAAAAUAUAAAUAAAUUAGAAAAUAAGAAUAUCGGAGGUAGUUCUUAUGUUAAAUAUGAAAAUAUAGAACAUGUUCAACCAGAUAAAAAUUUAAUUGAUUUUUAUAUUUUAACACCUAAUGGAGAAGUUCCUCUUGUUUUAAAUAAAGAAGAUGUUAAAAAAAAUCAGAAGGAAAUUUUUACACUUUAUAAUAUUAUUAAUGAUAGAUUUUUAUAUUAG
Molecule: messenger RNA, 3702 nt
Organism: Plasmodium gallinaceum
Lineage: Eukaryota; Apicomplexa; Aconoidasida; Haemosporida; Plasmodiidae
Gene: DegP
Product: serine protease DegP, putative
Exons: 5
Coding region: 1-3702 (1233 amino acids)
Biological process (GO): proteolysis
Molecular function (GO): serine-type endopeptidase activity; protein binding
Source: RefSeq, a predicted model, not a curated record